UUUUAGCAUUUUUUUUUGUUUUUGUGCCUAACGGCUUUUAAUUCUUAUUUUUAAGAAAACCUUCUGGAGAUAGCACUUUAGUAAUCAAUGGUAGAAGUGUUAGUCAGAGUUAUAUUCGUAUGAACUCAUCCUAUAUUCCUCAAGACUUAACUCUCUUGGGCAAAUUGACAGUUCACGAAACUUUAGAAUAUGCAGCCCGAUUGAAAUUACCGCCUAGUGUCACAAAAUCUACCAGAUUAGAAAUGGUUGCACAUAUAGUGCAACUACUUGGUUUAGAAAAGUGUCUAAACAACUACGUUGAAAAACUAUCAGGAGGUGAGAAGAAACGUGUAUCAAUUGGUGAAGAACUUAUAACAAAUCCUCCAAUUAUGAUUUUCGACGAGCCUACCAGCGGCCUAGACAGUGUCUCAACUGUUCAAGUUGUUACUCACUUAAAGGAUUUGGCGCAUUCAGGACGAACAGUGAUAUGUGUUAUUCAUCAGCCGUCUUCGUACGUGUUGCAACUCUUUGAUGACGUUUACUUACUAUCCGAGGGCCAGUGUAUAUACAACGGACCUGUUGGGGAUAUCGUUUCCACAUUCGAAGAAGCUGGAUUCCCUUGUCCUCAGUACUACAAUCGUGCUGAUUUUAUACUCGAGGUUGCUAGUAAGCAACGAAAUGGCAAUUUAGACAUGUUAAUCUCUAAAGCUAGAGAAAGACCUACUUCAGUUUCUGAAAAUGGAUUAGGUCAGCAAGAUGAGAAAUUUAGGAAUAAAGUUCUAACUUAA
Molecule: messenger RNA, 767 nt
Organism: Phlebotomus papatasi
Lineage: Eukaryota; Metazoa; Arthropoda; Insecta; Diptera; Psychodidae
Product: ATP-binding cassette sub-family G member 1-like
Exons: 2
Coding region: 120-767 (215 amino acids)
Cellular component (GO): plasma membrane
Molecular function (GO): ATP binding; ATP hydrolysis activity; ABC-type transporter activity
Source: RefSeq, a predicted model, not a curated record